This is a messenger RNA of Arabidopsis thaliana (thale cress), 2166 nucleotides long. RefSeq names its product plant/protein. The transcript has a single exon. The record is from RefSeq and is marked reviewed. The coding region runs from base 94 to 2025 and encodes 643 amino acids. NCBI's taxonomy places the organism in Eukaryota, Viridiplantae, Streptophyta, Magnoliopsida, Brassicales, Brassicaceae.
GAUUGACAUAGCUAUCCGUUACUUUUACACAAACCCUAGCUUCAAAGUCAAAAACCCUUGAGACAAUCACCAUCACCAAAUCUCUCUCUUUCAAUGGCUUCUUCUUCCACUGCGAUCCUUCUCGGACCACCUUCCGUCGCCGCCAUGGAGACACCAGUUUCCGAUGACAACAGUGUAAUCUCCCAAAUUGCCACACUAAACCUAGAAGAACCACAGAUGGGUCUGACGGAAAACUUCUCGCCCACGUUUCUAACCUCCGGGAACCCAUGUCUCGAUUUCUUCUUCCAUAUCGUCCCAGACACACCUUCCGAUGAUCUGAUCCAAAGGCUGGCCAUUUCUUGGUCUCACGAUCCUUUGACUACGUUGAAGCUCCUCUGCAAUCUCAGAGGUGUUAGAGGAACUGGAAAAUCAGACAAGGAAGGGUUUUACACAGCUGCCUUGUGGCUUUACAAGAACCACCCAAAAACUCUAGCUUUGAAUAUCCCUACUCUUGUCGAUUUUGGGUAUUUCAAAGAUUUACCUGAGAUUCUGCUUCGGAUCUUGGAAGGUCAGCAGACGGAGAGAGGUAAGACUCGGGUUUGGAGGAAGAGGAUUCAGAGGAAGUUCAAAGGGGAUAGUGAGAAAAAGUCUACCAUAUCCGGUGACAUGGAAGAUCGGAUUCUCGAAACCGCGGAGGAGACUGGUGGUCCUGUUGGUAAAGUCAAGGCUAGGGCUUUACGGAAACAGAGAGAGUUCGAAAAGGCGAAAAAGGCUCUAGAUAGGUAUAACUCUGAUGCUAAUUACAGAUUACUCUUUGAUCAAAUUGCCGAUUUGUUUGCGGAAUUAUUGAAAUCAGAUUUGGAGUAUUUGAAUACAGAUAAUUUGAACAAGAUUAGUUUAGCUUCGAAAUGGUGUCCUUCUGUUGAUUCUUCGUAUGAUAAGACUACUUUGAUAUGUGAGGCUAUUGCUAGAAGAAUGUUCCUUAGAGAGGAAUACGAAGAAGGUAUCGAAGAAGUGCAUUAUGCAUAUAGGAUUAGAGAUAGGUUGAGAAAAGAAGUUCUUGUCCCGUUACAUAAAGCUCUUGAGUUGCCAGAGGUGUCUAUGAGUGCCAAGGAAUGGAAUCUGUUGAAGUACAAUAGAGUUCCUUCUAUAGCCAUGCAGAAUUAUAGUUCACGCUUUGCGGAACACGAUAGCGAGAGGUUCACCGAGUUUUUGGAGGAUGUGAAAUCCGGGAAGAAGAAGAUGGCGGCUGGUGCGUUGCUUCCUCAUCAGAUUAUCAGUCAGCUUUUGAAUGAUAGUGAAGGUGAAGAAGUAGCAGAGCUUCAAUGGGCGAGAAUGGUUGAUGAUCUUGCCAAGAAAGGGAAGUUGAAGAACUCAUUGGCGAUUUGUGAUGUCUCGGGAAGCAUGGCUGGUACACCUAUGAAUGUUUGUAUUGCGUUAGGGUUAUUGGUUUCGGAACUUAAUGAAGAGCCGUGGAAAGGGAAAGUUAUCACUUUUAGCGAAAACCCGCAGCUUCAUGUUGUCACGGGUUCGAGUCUGAGAGAGAAGACUAAGUUUGUUAGAGAAAUGGAUUUUGGAAUCAACACAGAUUUCCAGAAGGUGUUUGAUCGGAUUCUAGAGGUUGCUGUCGAGAAUAACUUAACCGAUGAACAGAUGAUCAAGCGGUUGUUUGUGUUCAGUGACAUGGAGUUUGAUGAUGCAAGAGUAGACAGCCAUUCGGAAAUGAGUGACUACGCGAGUAACUUGGAGAGUGACUACGAGAGUGUCCCGGAGAGUUUUGAGAAAUGGGAGACGGAUUAUGAAGUUGUUCAGAGGAAGUAUAAAGAGAAGGGUUUUCAGAAUGUUCCUGAAAUUGUAUUUUGGAACUUAAGAGACUCGUCAGCUACACCCGUGGUGUCUAAGCAGAAAGGUGUAGCUAUGGUUAGCGGGUUUUCGAAGAAUCUACUGACUCUGUUUCUUGAGGAAGGUGGGAUUGUGAAUCCUGAAGAUGUCAUGUUGUUAGCCAUUAAAGGUGAGGAGUAUCAGAAGCUUGCUGUUUAUGACUGAGAAGUUUUAUUCAUUUAAAUAUUGGAUUUUGUGAGUACAUGAAUGAAUCUUGUUUAAGUUUUUUUUUUUUUUCUAAGUACCUAUGUCUAAUAAGAUACAGCUAAGAAAAUGAAAUGAUCUAUAGAAGUCAUAAGAUGAGGC